AUGGCGUCGGGGGCCAGGGCUUCCGCAGCUGCGGACUCGCUCCGAGCCGUCAGCCCCGGCAGGGCGGGCGAGAAGGGGGUCUCCGCGUCCCCCGGGGACACGGCGGCCGCCGCCACCCUGAGAAGCACCGCGUCCGGGGUGCGCUCGGUGGUGGCCUCCCCUCGCCCGGUGAAGGGCAAGGCGGCCCGGGAGGCGACCCGGCGGCGGCUGCAGCUCCAGCCGGCGUCUCAGGCCGAGGGCCCGGGGGAGGCGGCCGGGCAGGAGGAAGAGGAGCCGCUCCUGUCGGUGCCCGAGGAGGAGGAGGACGAGGCGCAGCCCCUGCCCCCGGUCUGCGUGUCCCCCAUGAGGGGCAUGUGGCGGGACGAGAAGGUGGCGCUGUACUGCGACGCGGUGCUGCAGGGCUGUAAGGCAGAAGAUGCUGAUGAGGCCAUGAGUAAAUACCUAUCAGAAAAACUAAGGUUGAAAGACAAAUGGUUUGGAGUCUGGAAGACUAAUCCUGAGUUAUUCUUUGUGAAAUACGAAGAAGCUUCUAUACCUUUUGUUGGUAUACUGGUUGAGGUAACUUGUAAGCCAAGCCAAAACUCAUCAUCUUGUUUCAAAGUCACUGUUUCUGUUGCUGAUCCCUUUUCUUCCAACAUUGCAAAUAUCCCAAGGAAUUUGGUUAAUGAGAUAUUGGAGGAACUGGAGCACAGCGUGCCUCUCUUGGAAGUGUAUCCUGUGGAGGGACAAGACGCUGAUAUACGUGAUAUUGCUCUGGCCUUGGAAGUUGUAAGAGUUCAUGGACCUUUCUUUCCAAGAAUUCUGAGGCGUAGGAAAGGAAAAAGAGACUUUGGGAAGACUAUAACACACAUUGUAGCAAAAGUGAUGACUACUGAAAUGGUAAAGGAUUUAUCUUCAGACACACUUCUGCAGCAGCAUGAUGAUUUGGAUUUGGCUUUGGAUAGUUGUUAUAGUGGAGAUACAGUAGUUAUUUUUCCAGGAGAAUAUCAAGCUGCAAAUCUUGCUUUAUUGACCGAUGACAUCGUUAUAAAGGGAGUUGGAAAGAGAGAGGAAAUUUUGAUUACUUCUGAACCUUCCCAUGACAGUUUCGUGGUGUCCAAAGCUGAGAAUGUGAAACUAAUGCACCUAUCUUUGAUACAACAAGGGACAGUUGAUGGUAUCGUGGUGGUGGAAUCUGGCCACAUGACUCUGGAAAACUGUAUUUUAAAAUGUGAAGGAACAGGAGUGUGCGUUCUUACAGGGGCUGCUUUGACAAUUACAGACAGUGAAAUAACGGGUGCCCAGGGUGCUGGUGUUGAACUGUAUCCUGGGAGCAUAGCCAUUUUGGAAAGAAAUGAAAUUCACCACUGUAAUAACCUCAGAACUAGUGACAGUUCAAAAAGCACCUUAGGUGGAGUUAAUAUGAAGGUUCUUCCAGCACCCAAAUUGAAGAUGACUAAUAAUCAUAUUUACAGCAACAAUGGCUAUGGAGUAAGCAUUCUCCAACCAACAGAACAGUAUUUUAUUGUAGCAGAAGAUGCUUUGAACAAAGGGGCUGCUUCAGGAGAUAAAAAAGAUGAUACAGUGCUCUCCAAAGUAAUGCAAAAUCUAAAUCUGGAAAUGAAUAAUAAUAAGAUAGAAGCAAAUUUAAAGGGGGAUAUUAGAAUAGUCACAAGUUAA
This is a messenger RNA of Otolemur garnettii (small-eared galago), 1659 nucleotides long. It is a transcript of the gene SHCBP1L, whose product is annotated as SHC binding and spindle associated 1 like. The coding region runs from base 1 to 1659 and encodes 552 amino acids. The record is from RefSeq and is a predicted model, not a curated record. Gene Ontology annotation, cellular component: meiotic spindle. Lineage: Eukaryota; Metazoa; Chordata; Mammalia; Primates; Galagidae. Gene Ontology annotation, biological process: male meiosis cytokinesis; spermatogenesis. The transcript is spliced from 8 exons.